Messenger RNA from Impatiens glandulifera, 1416 nucleotides. RefSeq names its product probable purine permease 4. The record is from RefSeq and is a predicted model, not a curated record. NCBI's taxonomy places the organism in Eukaryota, Viridiplantae, Streptophyta, Magnoliopsida, Ericales, Balsaminaceae. The transcript is spliced from 6 exons. Gene Ontology annotation, molecular function: purine nucleoside transmembrane transporter activity. Gene Ontology annotation, cellular component: membrane. The coding region runs from base 40 to 1416 and encodes 458 amino acids.
CAAUUAAUUUGUAGUCAUCGGGAAGAACUGCAAUCCAGUAUGAACGAGAUCAGUUCUUCUGAAGAAAAUCGGUUCAAAAUGAAUAUUAACAUGAUAUUGAUUGGGAUGAACUAUGCAUGCUUAUUGGUUGGAUCUGUAUCAGCGAGUCUUGUCUCCAAAUUCUACUUCAUUCAUAAGGGUUCAAGCCGUUGGGUCUCAACUUUAGUUCAAUGCGCCGGAUUCCCACUCCUCAUCCCUUUCAUUUACAUCCCUCAUUACCUCUUCCCUUCAAUUUCACCCGGAAAACGUCCUUUUUCUCGAUUGAUCGCCAGACCGAGGAUCCUAGGACUCUCUCUUUUUGUCGGUCUCCUCUUAGGAGUAAACAACUUGCUCUUCUCAUGGGGAAAUUCAUACCUCCCACUUUCCACUUCCUCUCUACUCUUGUCAUCACAACUGGCGUUCAACCUUAUUCUCUCCAUUAUCCUCGUCAAACAAAAGGUUAACUUUCAUAACCUAAACUGCGUCGUUUUGCUUUCCUUGGCCUCCGUCCUUCUCGCUCUAUCCACGCACCACGAUCGCCCUCAGGGAUUGACCCACUCUGAAUAUUUGGUGGGGUUUUUCUGCACAAUCGGGGCGGGUUUACUAUUCUCACUCUAUCUCCCUCUAAUGGAGAUAAUAUACAGAAAUGUAGAUUCUUAUUCGAUGGUGAUGGAGAUGCAGGUGCCGAUGGAAGCUGCGGCGACUGCUCUAGCGGUGAUGGGGAUGGCGGUAGACAAGGGCGGGUUUAAGGAAAUUAGAAAUGUGUUCGACAUGGGUGCAUGUGUAUAUUGGUGGACGAUUGCAGGGAAUGUGGUGAUGUGGCAGGCUUGUUUUAUGGGAACGGAGGGAAUGGUGUUUUUAACGACGUCCUUGACGGGAGGAAUAUGUACGACGGCGCUCAUGAUGUUUAAUGUUACGGCGGGGGUUUUGGUUUAUGGGGAUCCAUUUAACGGCCUCAAAGCGGUAUCAACAGUACUUUGUUGUUGGGGAUUCUGUUCAUAUUUGUAUGGGAUGUAUGUUAAGUUGAAAGAGGAGGAGAAGAAGAAGCUUAUAGAGGAGCAAAAAUCAAAAUUACAUUUCGGAAUUGGCUUAGAGCGACCCUCGAAAAGCGGGAUCGUCAACUUGGAAAAUUCACCUAGGCCGCUAUACUCGAUGGAAUUAAUUGUAUUUGAAGUAUUUGGAAAUCUUGAAGAGUCUUCUACAAGAAAACCAAAAUCAGAAAAAUCACAACUUACCAAAAGGAUAAUUCGAUCUACAUUUGACCAUUUGGCUCAAAUAAAGGCUCAGGGUGUAGUUCAACUAGUUCCUACAAGACUUCUGGACAAGCAACAAGGAGACGAGGAGGAGUUGACUGUUAGGCAACCUCUUAUGUCUAGCUUUCUAUCGGAGAUUCUCUAA